AUGACAACAGAAGGCCCCCCGCAUGCGCAGCCCUCGUCCAUUGCGCGCCCGCAUGCCGCUACUUCAAAUUCACGCUUAAUUCCUUUGUCCUCGGCGUCUUCCAACACUGCCUCCACAUCACUAUCAUUGCCACCUCCGCCGUCCACGGCGCCUUCCCCACACGACACCGACGCCUUCUCCACCCUCGAUCCCGCCACCCUGCUCCCACUGCUGCGCUGCCCCCUGUGCGUAUACGAGCGCGCCUCGUCCUCGUCCUCGCGUGCCGCCGCGCUCGCGCCCACCGAGGCGCUCCUCGAGCAGCCCACGACGCUCCGCUGCGGCCACACGCUCUGCGCGGCACACCUGUCCGCGCUGCCCACCCCCGCUGCGGCGCUGCCGCCCGUCACAGGCGUGGCGCGCCCGUGCCCGCUCCCGACAUGUCCGUCCCGCACCGGGCGCACGCUCCGCGCGGGCGAGGUGAGCACGUUCGUGCACCCGGAGGCGCGCGUCGGCUUUGUCCCUGCGCCGCCGGACGCGGAUGCAGGGGACAACCAUGGCGGUGGUGGUGGUGACGACGGGACACGGGACCCGGGGCAUCGCGCGGACGUGCUCGUCCAAAAGGCGGUCGCACUUGUCCGGCGCGCGUACGGAGAUGGGGAGGAGCAAGAAGAGGAGGCCGUGAUCGGCGGCGGCGGCGGCGUGGCGCCGGACGACAGAACAGACGACGAAGACGAGGACGAAGAAGGCGCCAGCGGGACCGAGGCGGAGGGCAGGCUGCAGCAGCCUGCCGCACGUCCGUCCUCCCUGCGCAGACCGCACACGCCGUCAGGCCCCGGCAGGCCGCGCAAGCGACGCCGGCUCGUGCGCCACAGCGACGUGCGCGCCCCGAGGCACACGACGCCGCCGCGCGACGGCCGCGGCGCACCCACGUUCGAGAAGGAGCUCCUCGCGGAGCUGACGUGCGAGAUAUGCUUCGCGCUGCUGUGGCAGCCGGUCACGACGCCGUGUCAGCAUACGUUUUGCGCACGGUGUCUGCACCGCACGAUGGACCACAGCAGCGCGUGCCCGAUAUGUCGCCAGACGCUGCCCGGAUAUGCGUACUUCCAGGAUCACCCGUGCAACAAGGUCGUCCUCUCGCUUAUUUUGAAAGCGUUCCCGACGCAGUACGACGAACGCGGCGCGACGAUCGAGGCCGAGGAACGUGACGCGCGCCUCGACACGCCCAUCCUCGACGCGCAGCUGAGUUUCCCCGGCAUGCCGACGAUGUUGCACCUCUUCGAGCCGCGAUUCCGCCUCAUGCUCCGGCGCUGCCUCGCGACGCCGCACCCGUCGUUCGGGAUGAUCCCCCGGCCACGCGCGGCGGCGGCAGCGGGUGCGGGCGCGGACGCCGGGAACGACUACGGGACGAUGCUCGAGAUCCGGAACGUGCAGAUGCUGCCCGACGGGCGCAGCAUCGUCGAGACGUGGGGCACGUACCGCUUCCGGAUCAUGGAGCGCGGCGUGCUCGACGGGUACACCGUCGGGCGCGUCGAGCGCGUCGAGGACAUCGUCGACGAGGAGGCGGAUGCGGCGGACAUUGCGGCGGCCGCGCCUGCGCCUGUGCACGCGCCGCACGCGUCGGGCGGCGGGGCAGGUGGUUCGGCUUCGGCUGGCGCGUCUGCUGCGGGUCCGGGUGGGUACUCUGCGGCGCCCUUCGCGGGGCCUUCCUCCAGGGCGGGCCACCACGGUGGCGCGGCUCCGCCGUCGCAUGAGCCGAGACGCACGGGCGCGACGAACGCAGAGCUCAUGACGGUGUGCCGCGACUUUCUCGAGGAGCUCACCGAGGGCACGCCCUGGGUCGGGCAGCACCUGCACCAGAGCUACGUCCCGAUGCCGGCCGACGCCGUGCGGUUUUCGUUCUGGAUGGCGUUGUCCCGCCCUUCCGCGACAGCGCCCCCCGCCUGCCAUCUCAUCGCCGCGCUUUGUUUCUUGUUGCCACAAAAAAAAAAAAGGUCCCGCGCUUACGCCUCUGCCUCCCCCGCGCAGGUGGUUCUCUGGUGGCUGUACGCUCUCCUGACGCGCCUCGUGCCGGUGCGCCCGCCGGCGGUGCUCCACCCGGCGAUGCUCGGCUUCCGGCGCCGCCACAGCAUCGUGCGCGUCGGCUACGCGGGCUGGCUCGUCAUCAGCGCCGCCGUCCUCUGGGCGCAGCUCGGCCUGUGGGCGGGCCCUGUGCCUGCUGCCGUCGUGCCGGAGCGGCGCGAGGAACGGCGGUGA
Messenger RNA from Phanerochaete carnosa HHB-10118-sp, 2232 nucleotides. RefSeq lists its product as uncharacterized. NCBI's taxonomy places the organism in Eukaryota, Fungi, Basidiomycota, Agaricomycetes, Polyporales, Phanerochaetaceae. The record is from RefSeq and is a predicted model, not a curated record. The transcript has 5 exons. Bases 1 to 2232 code for a protein of 743 amino acids.